Messenger RNA from Puntigrus tetrazona (Sumatra barb), 5116 nucleotides. It is a transcript of the gene gramd4a, whose product is annotated as GRAM domain containing 4a. The transcript has 20 exons. The record is from RefSeq and is a predicted model, not a curated record. Lineage: Eukaryota; Metazoa; Chordata; Actinopteri; Cypriniformes; Cyprinidae. Gene Ontology annotation, biological process: apoptotic process; negative regulation of toll-like receptor 9 signaling pathway. The coding region runs from base 236 to 2056 and encodes 606 amino acids.
UGUGUGUGAGAGUGUGUGUGUGAGUUCGGUGACAUCAACAAGACACGCAGAUCCGUGUUCUCUGGAGGGAUUGACAUUAACUCACACACAAUCAAGACUCCGGGGACACCGCGCAGCUCUUAUAGGCAGCGGAGGGGAAGAGAGCGCGCUCCCGCUCAGGGAUCUGGUGUAUAUUUACAGCGGGUUUUCCAGCAGGUGUUACUGAAGGAUCUAUCACCGACCAUCAGCGGGGUUCAUGAAACUUUGCUACGAUUUGCGAGCCGGGGCUGCCAUACACAAUGUUAAGGUAAAGCCUAAAGCAGCUGUGUUGAACAUGCUGAAGCGGCUGGACAAAAUAAGAUUCCGUGGUCCAAAGCGAGAUGACUUCCUGGAUUUACCCGAGUCCCCCACGGGGUCCGACACCGAAUGUAGUGACGACAUGCUGCUGAGACCUCGACCUUCAAUACGAGACAAUGACGAACAAAGAGACCCUGCUGGUUUGGGGACUUUGUCUGUCAUGCAAGACCUGAGGAGCGAAUCGGAACGUCUCAAUGAGGUCAAGGGUCAUUUGGAAAUUGCCUUAUUGGAGAAACACUUCCUACAGGAGGAACUGCGGAAGCUACGAGAAGAAACCAAUGUGGAGACCCUGAAGCAGGAGCUGGAGAGAGAACGCAGCAGAAGAGUCGACCUGGAACAGAAGAUGAGUGACGUGCUGAAGACCAGGUGUGAAGAUUCUCCGCCGCAGCCUCCACGCAAACAGCAGCCGCCUGCAGCUAACGGCACAGACAAGCAGCAGAAGGAGACGGUGUGUUCGCGGCUGCAGAGCUGGCUGUACGAUCGCUUUGGGGUUUAUAUCGAGGAUUUCCGCUUCCAGCCCGAGGAGAACACAGUUGAGGCCGAGGAGCCGUUAAGUGCUAAAAGAUUAACAGAAAAUAUGCGACGACUUAAACGGGGUGCCAGACCAGUGACGAAUUUCUUAAGGAACCUUUCCGCCUUAUCCAACUGGCACUCGGUAUAUACAUCAGCGAUUGCCUUCAUUAUUUAUAUGAAUGCAGCGUGGCAUGGCUGGGCUAUACCUUUGUUUCUGUUCUUAGCCAUUCUGAGGUUGUCGUUGAACUACCUCAUAGCCAGAGGAUGGAGAAUUCAGUGGAGUAUUGUGCCUGAAGUUUCUGAACCUGUGGAACCUCCAAAGGAAGAUCUAACGGUGUCUGAAAAGUUUCAAUUAGUUCUUGAUGUCGCACAAAAAGCACAGAAUCUUUUUGGUAAGAUGGCGGAUGUUUUGGAGAAAAUCAAAAAUUUGUUCAUGUGGGUUCAGCCCGAGAUCACUCAGAAGUUGUACAUCGCUCUGUGGGUGGCCUUCAUCUCCUCUUGCGUCUUACCCUACAAGCUGAUGGGCUUCAUGAUCGGGCUUUACGCGGGCAUCAAGUUCUUCAUUAUAGACUUCCUGUUUAAGAGCUGCCCAAAACUCCGAGACAAAUACGACACGCCGCACAUCAUGUGGAACAACCUGCCCACCGACCCUCAGCUGAAAGAACGCAGCAAUGCCAAUGUGUCACGACGGCUGUCUGGGUGCGAGAAGAUCCAGCCGGUGGUUUCACGAAGCAGUUUAGCCACCAUCCCAGCAGGGGUGACCCGAGAAGAAGAGAGCGGACGUUCCCACAGCACAAAGAAAGGAGCGUUCCACGAGAUCUUCAACCUGCCUGAGAUCGAGAGACCUCUGCCCGUCUGCGAGAACGGAUGGAGAUGCUGCCUGAUAAACAGAGACCGGAAGAUGCCGACUGACUACAUCCGCAACGGGAUGCUCUACGUGACCGAGAACUACCUGUGUUUCGAGAGUUCCAGCUCGAGAUCGGGGUCUUCGAAAAAAAACAAAGUCAUUAAACUGGUGGACAUCACGGAUAUCCAGAAGUACAAAGUUUUAUCAGUUCUGCCUGGGUCUGGAAUGGGCAUCUCUGUAGCCACCCCGUCAACGCAGAAGCCACUGGUCUUUGGUGCCAUGAUACACAGAGACGAGGCCUUUGAGACGAUUUUUACCCAGUACAUGAAGAUCAUGACCACAGCCAACCCUGAGACGUAACUCGCCGUUUAUCCUUCCUGGAGGAUUUCUCAUUUGGGGACAAAAAAAAACAGUAUUUCCUGUCUGGUUAACUGUAAUGGAUGGACCGUAUUUUGGAGCGACGCCACUGGCAGGAGAUUCGGCGAGCUGACAUUCCAGCAGGGGUUCUGCAUCUCAAAAGACUUUUCCUCCUUGAGGGACGCGGGCGGCUUCUCGUCACGCGACUGUAGACCUUUUUCCCGGCUUUUUAAAGACGAGCACACUGAUCGGUGUACGGACUUGUGUCUUUCACGCCUGGUUUUUAUCCCGGAAGAUGUUAACAUGGGAGGGUUUUGCGAAAGGCGAUCCCAACAGGAUGGUCUUAAACGCGUUAAACGCUGCAAACGGUAUUAAUCAGUGUUUUUGUUCAAAGUUCAAAUGUUGACCGCAAUUUUUAAAACCAAAUAAAAUCUCUCGAACGAAGUAUUUCGCUUCUCGGUUACGGUAAAAUGUUGAUGUUUUAUACGAUGCAAAAAUACUGAUUAAUAUGAAAUGCAAUGUUCGCACUUACGGUGUUUUGCGGCAACAGAUUGACGGGAAAUGUAUUCAUUUUUAAUCAGAGUUUGAGCAAUUUAAGGCACCAUAAAGGUAUAUAGCUCAUGUUUUCGUGCACUCUAUUCGACUUUGACCUUUCACAGCUGUCAAAUUUAAAAAUGCUAGUGGUCAGCUGGAAAAAACCCCCGCUUUUUAUUCAGGUCCGAUAAAGUUGAGCUUUGCGCACUCUGCCAUUUUGCGAACUUUCAUCGAAAAUGAAUGCGAAUGAACUUUUGUCGCCGCAAAUCGCUACCGGUGCAAAUGACUUUUAAGACUGAUAAACAAUGCCUUGUUUUUCUUUUCUUUUCCUUUUUUUCGAAAACGUUUGUUUACAUUGUUGCGGUGUGCGCGAAACGUUUUAAAUCUCACCUCUCAGCAAAGUGUGCUUUACGUGUUUUUAGCAGAAUAUCUUCCCCGAAUUUAACUUUGGGAAGCGGUUUAAAAUGCCUUUCUUUUAAAUUGUGACGCCAUUACGUCGUAGCGCUCCUAUCGACGCGCUUGCAUUCGAAAACGCUAGAUAUGUGAAGGUUGUCGAACUCGGAAACCGACGUUUGGUUGCACUUUAUUUUGCAGUAGUAUACUUGCAGUGUACUGUAACCGUGUACUUAAACAAGAAAGUAAUUAAUAAUAUAAGGUAGCUACUUGGGCUUAAUAGGGCUUAAGUUUUAGGUUUAGGGUUAGUACCGUGUUAGCUGUAGUAAGUACGUAAUACACACGUUGAGAACUGGACUGUAAAGUAAAGUGCUGCUGAAGAUUUUGACUUUGUUUGUACUUCGUGUAUGUCUGUCUUAAAGUAAUCGCUGGUUGUUUUUUGUCACUUUAAAUUGUUACAAAGUUCAGUACCAAACAAAUCUUAGAACAUUUUUUUUAUUCGCCUAAUGCGGUCGCAGAGUGAACUCAUUUUGAUGACAAUCUUUACGCUUUUUAGAAAAAUCUUUCACACAGGCAAAUAUUCAAAUCAUGUUUUACCCCAAAAUCAAAAGAAUUCCAAGCAAAGAAUCUCACUAAUAUAUAUAUAUUAAUACACUAUAUUGCCAAAAGUAUUGGGUCACCCCCUUCCAAUGAACAGGUUUAACUACUUCAGUAAUAUCGGUAAGUAGAAACCUUAAUGUUAAAGCAUAUAAUGAUAUUCAAGGGAAUUGUGUCUUUUUAGUUCUGACAAAACGAUGCCUCCGCGUGUAAGGAAAGGUUAAACUGUGGAAGAACUCGACUGGUCUGCAUAAAGCCAACUCCUGAUCCCAGCUGAACACCUUUGGUGUGACUUUAAAGGCAGUCCUUGAGCCAAAAACCCAAGCUGGGAUUAGGAGCAGGCUUUUGGAAGGGCGAAAAGGGGGUGACCCCAACGCUCUUGGCAAUAUAGCGCGCGUAUCGGUUUUUCGCGAGAGCCUAAAACUAAAAACGAAAACGUUUAAUUACUUUCAGUUUACCAUCGUGGGAAAUUCAAGACAUUCCAAAGACCACGAGAAACUACCGUUCGUGCUUUGUCUUCCCAUGCACCUGUCCGUUUACUCGCGCACAUAAGGGACUGUUGAAUGUUGCUCGGCUCCCAAAGAUGAAUCGGUGUAUUAUUAUUUUUUUUUUUACCAAAGGCGCAUUAGAGCUUUUGGAAGUCUCCCGCACGCUGGCUGUUGUGUCGGACUGCACUAAUGAAGCACAGGACGCAUCGGGUAGCUUAUAGUUUUGCCAAACGUUUCUCUAACUGCUCUCCUUAAACGGCGUCCGUCUCGAACUGAUGUUUACACGGGCUGGGUUUUGAUCCCAGUUUGAUCCCUGCUCACCAGCCCAGCCCAGGGGUGUGAAAACUGGAAUAAUAUCAUUUCUGUUUUUCCGUUCUUUUUCGUACUGUGGUUUAGGGUACACGCACACGCUUUCAGAAAACGCGUCGGCACUAAGAAAUGAAUUACAAGUACAUUGAUGCGGUUCAUGAGUGAAUAUCGCCAGGUCAUAUUUCAGUCAAAUUUGAAAGGAAAAAUAUAUAUAUUUAGUAGAUCACGAAUUGUCUGUACAUUGUGGUUAUAUCGUACUGCCUUAAAUUGAUGAUUUUAAAUGGAAUUUUAGUUUUUUUGGACAACCGUCAAUGACUAAAAUUAGAGUAAAAGGUUCGAAUCACAUGUAAAAAUAUGCGAUUUGAAUGGAAUAUGACACAGACACACAAUAUGCGUUUUAAACACGACAAAGUUACAGUAAAAUGCUGUGUUGGGCUGUUUAACUAAGCAUCAAAAGUCAUUGUGUAUCUGGAGGUGGUCAAGCUGGCACUAGCUGAUAAAGUAUUUGUUAACUGUGUAAACGUUUGCUAUUUUCAUAAUAUUUCCGCUGCAAAAUAACAUUUACAGAGUUCAUCUGAAAGAUGUGAAUUAUUGUUAUUAUUUGUUAUCUUUUUUUUUCUGACCGUCUGAAGACAAACGAUUAAAAGGAAUUUCUAUACAGAAGUAGAGUAAUAUAAUGUAUAUUGUUAAAUCAUAAUGUGUUGUACACUUUUUUUUUAUUUAAGUAAAUGAAUGAAUUCUA